Helicoverpa zea (corn earworm) is the source of this 1035-nucleotide messenger RNA. Its product is annotated as cyclin-dependent kinase 20. Bases 71 to 1009 code for a protein of 312 amino acids. Gene Ontology annotation, biological process: protein phosphorylation. Gene Ontology annotation, molecular function: ATP binding; cyclin-dependent protein serine/threonine kinase activity. The record is from RefSeq and is a predicted model, not a curated record. The transcript is spliced from 6 exons. Lineage: Eukaryota; Metazoa; Arthropoda; Insecta; Lepidoptera; Noctuidae. Gene Ontology annotation, cellular component: nucleus.
AGGGCAAGGGAAAUAAUUACUUUAGCUUGCGUAAAUUAGGAUUUUGAUUAUGGAAAGUUAAAAAUUGAGAAUGGAUAACGAUGUAGCAAGCUAUUCGGUGAUAGGCCGCAUUGGUGAGGGUGCCCAUGGAUUAGUGUUCAAAGCAAAACACGUUCCUACUGGACGCGAAGUGGCUUUGAAAAAGAUUCUUAUAAAAAAUCUAGAGGAUGGUAUACCAGUUAACGUAAUGAGAGAAAUUAAAGCUCUGCAGUUGCUUCGGUGUAAAUAUAUAAUAAAACUGUACGACAUGUUUCCCCGUGGCAUGAGCCUGGUGCUGGUGUUAGAGUACAUGUGCUCGGGGCUAUGGGACAUGCUGCAUCAUACACAGCAGGAACUCACUCUGCCCAGGGUCAAGACGUAUGCGCAGAUGCUAUUGAAGGGCACCCGGUACAUGCAUGCGCACUAUGUGAUGCAUAGAGAUUUGAAACCCGCGAAUCUGCUAAUAAAUCAUGAAGGGAUAUUGAAGAUCGCUGACUUGGGUCUAGCCAGGCUUUAUUGGCCGGAUGGCGGCAGGCCUUAUUCGCAUCAAGUGGCUACACGGUGGUACAGAGCUCCUGAACUGCUGUAUGGCGCUCGAUACUAUACCGAGAAGGUGGACCUGUGGGCGGUCGGUUGUAUAUUGGCGGAACUGAUUACGAAACAGCCGCUUUUUGCCGGUGAAUCAGACAUCGAGCAGUUGGCAAUAGUUCUGCAACACCUGGGCACGCCAAACGAAGAGACUUGGCCGGGACACUCUGACCUCCCCGACUUCCACAAGAUCACCUUCCCCGAGUCUACGCCCACGCCCUGGCCGGAGCUGCUGCCAGGAGUCGAACCUGACGCCGUGAAUCUCGUCAGAUCCUUCAUCAUGUAUGACGCGAAUAGAAGAAUUUCUGCUAAAGAAGCUUUGAGACAUCAAUGGUUCCACAGUCGACCUCCGCCCGCGUCUUUAGAAGACAUGCCUAAACCAAUGAUGAAUAAACUAAAAUGAUUCAAUGAACUGUAUUAAAUUAAAAA